Molecule: messenger RNA, 1125 nt
Organism: Achroia grisella
Lineage: Eukaryota; Metazoa; Arthropoda; Insecta; Lepidoptera; Pyralidae
Gene: serpin-33
Product: serine protease inhibitor 3/4-like
Exons: 8
Coding region: 1-1125 (374 amino acids)
Molecular function (GO): serine-type endopeptidase inhibitor activity
Source: RefSeq, a predicted model, not a curated record
AUGACAGCAAGAUGGGGUGAGAUGGAUAUAUUGAAAACAAAACAGUCUAACAUGGUAGUGUCAAGUUUGAUUUUGCGACUGUCAUUUUGCAAGAUAGCCUCAGAAGCCGAUGGUCAGUCUAAAUUGGAGUUAUUAUCAGCUCUGGGGAUGAAGGAUAAAAAUAUGCUCAAGACGUGCUACAGCAGCGUGAAAACUGAUCUAUCGAUACUAACAGAAUCUGAUCUCAUCUUACUCAAUAAGAUAUACGUGAACUACACAUCUCACGUGAAGUCAAGUUUCAUAACGGAUUCUUGGCAAAAUUAUGGAGUGUUAGUUGAAAAGAUAUCGUUUAAAUAUAAACAAGCGGCGAAAUCGUUCAUUAAUAGAUGGGUGGAAGUUAAUACAUACAAACGGAUAACAGAUAUAAUAAAUGACAAUGAUAUUGACGAGUCCACAGCAAUGAUUAUAGUGAAUGCAGCACAUAUGAAGCCUACUUGGGAAUUCCCAUUCAAUAUUAAAUACACUACACAGAAAACCUUCAGACUAAACAACAAUACCGUGAUAAAAAUUCCAAUGAUGACAAAAGUUGAUCAAAUACUUUAUUUGGAUGAUGAAUUGAACGACUUAGAGAUGAUUUCAAUGCAUCUUGGUGCACGAGGUUUUUCAAUAUGUAUUAUAGUGCCAAACAGUGUUGACAGUUUACCAAAAUUCCUGGACAAGCUGUCCAAAGACCCUGAUAUGAUGAUCAGAAACCGAAACAACAUGAAGUGGACAUAUCUGAAGGUGGAACUGCCCAGAUUUAAGAUAAAAUUUCUCGUUGAUUUAACUGAGUAUUUGAAAGGGAUUGGAUUAAAAAGUAUAUUCGAUCUACAAUCGUCAGGUUUAGAUUCCAUAUCAAAUAACAAUACAAUAAAUAAAAUGUACUUGAACCGAGUUAAGCAGAAAAUCUUCUUUGAGCUUGAUGAGAUGGGCCCAUACAGACAAAUAAACCCCUCCGACUACAUGAUGCAAGAUAUCUCACCGAAUGCAAGAGUUAGUGGAAACCUAAAGUAUUUUGCCGCAACUAAGCCGUUUUACUUCACCAUCACAAUGGAAACGGGUCACGCCGUGGAAGAGUUAUUCAAUGGUGUUUAUUAUGGUUAUUAA